Molecule: messenger RNA, 3992 nt
Organism: Ostrinia furnacalis (Asian corn borer)
Lineage: Eukaryota; Metazoa; Arthropoda; Insecta; Lepidoptera; Crambidae
Product: transmembrane protein 53-like lethal (2) k09913
Exons: 9
Coding region: 293-1258 (321 amino acids)
Molecular function (GO): serine hydrolase activity
Source: RefSeq, a predicted model, not a curated record
CACUCACGCCGUGUUCACGCGAGAGGUGCGUGUUUUUUGUUGGUGGUUGUCGGAACUUUAUAAUUCAAUAAUUGUAUUUUUUGCAGAAGGUACUGAACUUCUGAUAGUGAUUUUUCAAAGAACUAAACUGUAUCUAAUUGAAUGUUAAGUUGAUCAUUUAUUUCACUGGAUAAAUUCCGGAUAAUCGUGUUAAAUUAGUAAAAGAGUGCCAACUGAUUGCACGCACAGUUAAAAUUACUGCAAUUGCUCUAUUUGUGACUAUUUGAGGGUUGGAAAAACAUAACGUAACAAGAUGGGUGUUUUCCGGACUGCGAUGUCAAUGGCUGCUCAUAGUGGAAAAAUGGGACUGAAAAGCAAAGGAACUUCUUUCCGCCCGCUGCUGACGUGCGCACCCGUGGCGAUGGUCAGCUUCGACCGCAACGCGCACACGCAGGACCUCACCAAGAACAUCCAGUACAUCAGCAACGACAAGCUCAAGCUGACCGCCGACCCUGCCACCAUGAAGUUGGACAAGCAACGGAACAAGCCGGUCUGCGUAAUGAUUAACUGGCUUCUAGCGCGGCAGAAACACGUCAUGAAGUAUGCCACUCUGUACCUGGAGCAGGGCUUCGACGUGGUCUCCGUGUCCUGCACGCCGUGGCAGCUCAUGUGGCCGCAGAAGGGAUCGCAGCUGGUAGCAGAGGACUUGAUCAAGUUCAUGGCAGCGAACGAAAACGACCAGCCGAUGGUGAUCCACGGUUUCUCCGUCGGCGGGUACAUGAUGGGCGAGGUCUUCGUCCGCGUCAUGAGGAAUAAGGCUCUCUAUCAACCCGUCCUGGACCGCGUGUCGGCCCAGAUAUGGGACUCCGCGGCGGAUAUCAGCGAGCUGACCAUAGGUGUCCCGGCUGCUGUCUUCCCGAAGAACAAGAUUAUGCAGAAAACGCUCCGAGCGUAUAUGGAGUACCACCUGAGGACUUUCCACGACGCGGCCACCACACACUACAUUCGCUCGUCGCAGAUGUUCCACAGCACGCUGUGUCAUGCGCCGGCGCUGUUCCUGCUGUCCCGUAGUGACCCCGUAGGCGCUGAGAGCAGCAAUCGCAGCGUGCAUGAUAGCUGGGUCAACCUGGGCGUUAAGUGCACAUGGAAAUGCUGGGACCGCUCACCACACGUCCAACACUACAACUACCACAAGAAGGAAUACGUGGAAGCCCUGUACAACCAUCUCCACGCCUACGGUCUACUCUCGCAGCCGGAGAAGAUGCGUCAGAGGUUAUAAUAAUAUAAUAAUAACCUUGUAAGCUACAUAAUGUAGUACAGAAACCGUACACCCGCGGGGUUAUUACGAAUAAGCAACCGAUUGCUAAUAGGGAAUAUGCAAGGAUUUUUUAUUUCUCACACUAGCUGUUGCCCGCGACUUCACUCGCGUGAAAUUCAGUUUGUCACAGAUCGUCGUAAAUUAUAGCCUAUAUGUUAUUAUGGGUUAUAUAUACUGUAAAGUUUCAUCAAAAUCCGUUCAGUUGUUUUUGCGUGAAAGAGUAACAAAAAUCAAGAUAUCCAAACUUUCGCAUUUAUAAUAUUAGUAGGAUUUCAGUAGUCUUGGCCGCUUAAGUUAUUAUCUCGUUAGAGAUCUCAUGACGUCAUUGGUCAUGUUAGAGCGACACGCAGAGUCCCAUACAAGUUACUAUGGGCGGGUGACAUUUGACGUCACGCUCAGCUAUUUCCAUACAAAUAAAACUUUGUAACUUUUUUGUUUCCAGUCCGAUUUCAAUACUGGUUUUUGAGAAAUUCUAUGAUUUAACUAAAGUUUAAAAAUCGAUGCAUAUUCCCUAUUGAAUGCAACGCGUAUGCUACGCCAAUAAAUUAUAGAUGGCGCUAGUUUUCAUACAUUUUUCGCAGUCACAUGCUAAGAUUCGUAAUAACCCCGCUGUAUUCCUAAGUUUCUCUAUGGUUUACUUAGCGUAAGAAUCCUCAAGGAAAUCUUUGUAUUCUUAUACUAAAGUUAAUGGAAGAAAAGGUUGACCUUUCUUGUGAUUGUGAUUAUCAGUUUUGUGUGGUGUGCACUAAGGAUUAUUUUUGAACAAAGUAAUGUUUUUGAUGCGGGGUUUCUGGACAAAAUGGAACGUAACCGCCGCAUUUGAAAGGUUCUGAGACUCUCACAUAAUGAGUUGAUCUGUCAAAAUUUUACUCUUAUUUUACUCUUGAGUUGAGAGUUUUUGGAUGAAAUCGAGGAAAUGUUUUAGAAUAUGGAUUUUUAACAAACCCUAAAAGAAGUUGUUACCUACCGACAACUGUUUCAAAAAGAAUGAAAACUUACUUAAUGGAAAAAUAUGUUGCAUAAAGCCAAGGCUGCGAAAUGAAUGCGAAUGCAAAAGCGGAUGGUAUAGCCUGCUUUUAAUUAACGAACAAAAGAUCGAAACCCAAAGUAGAAUAUUUGUGUCGCGAUUCGAGUAACUUUAUACUUUUAAGGGACUAAACGGUGUUAUGUUCCAUCGGUGUACUCUCUUAAAACAGCCAUGGUAAUAUUUCUUCUCUAGUAAUAUUGCUUAUGACGUCGACUUUCAAUAUCGCUGCUAACGAACUUUUAUUGAAUACUAAAGCGAUACAUUCGAAGUUAUACCGUUGGGAAUAAUUAUGCAAUAUUACUAACAUAACAAAACUAGAAAAACUUUAUUCUGAACAUUAAUAAUAAACAAUUUGAAAAACUGAUUUUUUUAACAUUGGCAAAUUAUGAUUUAUAAUACGGACGCAGGCUUUUAAACAAGAGAUCGUAGUUGAUUUGAUGUGACUGAAAAUAAGGUGUCUUAAAUAUGGCAGGUAAAUUUAAAAUUAUAUUGUUUCUUAUAUUUUGGGAGGAAAUUCUAUUAUUUGUCACUAGUGCAGCAGCAUUAGUCUUAUAGUUCCUAUUUUGGAGUUUAUGAAAUCAAAUUCUUAUGGCAUGCAUCGUCACUUCGUCACUGAGCGUGCCUCAUAAAAUUAAUAUUAUGGGACUGCGCAAACGUAGAAACUUUUCCACACCAUCAUAGAGAACCGAGUUAUAUGGUGUCAAGUGGAAGCAACUACUUCGAAAAACGUUUCGAAUGUUGCUAUCCCUCUCACGCAAAGCGAAAUGCCAGCAUGAGCGACAAUGACAGAUAGACCGUCGAACUAAAAUACAUGAUGUAAAUUCAACCUAUUUACUUAUUAUUUGUAACGAUUUACAAGACAAUGAGCAUUGUUAUUUAAAUUAUAUAUUUCACUGCACGUGUAUUUGUGUCGAUUUAGAUGCAAUAAGAAUAAAUUAAGACUUGAUUAGAAUUAGCCGCACUUUAUUUAGUCAAAAUUUUUAAAACAGCCCAUAGCGAUUCUUCUAACUUUUGUUUCGUAUCGUAUUAAGGAAUUGAUAAAUUAAUGCAAACAUUAUUGUACACAAAUAAGCACAUUAGACUUCACAUUUGAUCUUAAUAUCGCUCUUAUUUUUAGCGUAAUAAGAUCUACUCUUAAGUGCAACUUUUAGGCUUGAUAUUAUAUGAGUGAGAAAAAAUAUAGGUAAGGCAGCGGUUUGUAUAUUGGUUAUGAUAAAUUGAAAAAUCAGGGAAUGGCGCAAAUCAAUAUGGCGGUUGAUUCAAGACAAAUGAACGUUGUAACAACUUAAAAUACUUAACGCGAACCGCUGGCGGGUCGAACCAACAGAUUUUAUGUUUAUUAAAUGAUAUCGGCGUGGACUAUACGUAAACUAGUAUUUUGUUAAGUAUACUUACUAUAUUCGGAUGCGACAUUGUAAGCGACAUAAAUUAAUAAUUUAAGACUAAAUGGCAAAGGUUACUGUCAAUUUAAUGUACAAUUCAAAGACUUGGUAGGUAUUAGUCGAAUAUUCGUAAUUCGUAUACAAAUUGUCAUCGAAAGAAAUGGUUGUUAACACCUUAUGGCGAAGAUGGAUAUAAUAAUAUUUUAAUUAUAAGAUACUUUUAUAUUUAGUUAACAUUUAUAUACGCACUAUGAGUUAGUUUAAUAAAUACAUUUUUGUAAAAUCA